ACGCCCCAGCAACGCGCCCCGCCCUCAUCCCCCGCGGAGCUCGUCCGGUACCUGUGACAACUCCCAACUCCAGUCUGAUGCGGUUCCAAAUUCUACCCUCUAGCAGCCCUAGAGCUGCCGCCGUGACUUAGCUUCGGAUCAACGCCCCAACAACGCCCCCCGCCCUCUCCCUACGGCACAAUCCCUCCUCGUGCGGCGUCGCCGAACAUCGCCGCCGUUCCCGUUUCCUUGCUGUCCUGUCCGUUCUUGGACUUUGAUUUGUUUACGAGGUAUGAGAUUUUCGCCAUCCAGUGAUUACCCAAAUCGACAGUACCUCCACAAAUUUCGAGUGCACCGGUGCAGACCCGUCAUCAUGCCAUCUAGAUCCGCCCCUUAGAUGUAGAGUGCUACAUAAGAGAGGACGGAGGGGCGCAAUUGAUUCUGUUUCUUACGGAUCCGAGUCUAGUUCCAACAAGGAUUCUAGUAGUAUAUUUAGAUUGGUUCGCAGGGAAAGGCCCGACCUUUUUGUCUUUGCAUCGGCGGAGACCAGGAGCGAUGGCGAGCGCAGGACUGAAGCGUAAAGCUUGCUCCUUUGCCGCUCUCACCGCCCGCAAGCGCCCAGAGGCCGCCGGGGAGCCUUCCCAGGCGACCGACUGGUCCUCCCUCCCUCCGGACAUCACCCGCAUCAUCGCCGAGCAACUGCUGGCGGAGGACGUGACGGAUUACAUGUGCUUCCGCGCUGUGUGCUCGCACUGGCGUGCCUUCACCACCAGCCCCUGCGAUCUCACGCUGCAGGAAACCCGCUUCCGUCCUCGCGGCUGGGUCGCCCUCUGUGACGGCGAUGGCGUACGCCCAGCUGAUGCCUGCGAGAUCACCCUCUUCCACACGUCCACCAGCAGGCGCCUCCAUGUCCGUCUGCCCGAGCUCCAGAACCACCGGAUCGUCGGCUUCACUGAUGGCCUCCUCAUCCUGCUCAACAAGGGCACCACCGCUGUCCGUGUCCUGCAUCCAUUCACCCGUGUCUUCAUUGACCUCCCUCCCCUUGCGCCCAUCUUCCACCAUUUGGUUUGGAUGAAAGCCGCAGUCUGCCGGUCCCAUGCCUCGAUUGCUGUCGUUGCCUGGUUCUCGGUUGUGCCAGUGGUGGUCUACGCUGAACCUGGGAAGCCACAUUGGUCUGUCAUACACCAAGGUCUUGAGCUUUGGACUGCCUUACCAUUCCGAGGCAGACUGUUUGGCAUCAGAAAGGGGACAGGGGAGAUUGUGCAGGUGUACCCUCUAUUCCCACAGCACCCAGUGGUUGCUCGUAUUCCCAGCUUGUUUGGUUGCCCUGCAUUUUGUUACUACUACCUUGUGGAAUUCAGAGAAUACAUGCUCCUUGCUGUCCAGCAUCGUCGUGUUAGCCAGAGCAAGAAGGGGUGGCAGCCAUUCGCCUUUGCCCUCUUCCUGGUGAAUAUAAACCAAAGAGGACUGGUUCUGUUGAGUAGCCUAGGUGACCGGGCGCUCUUCCUUAGCAAAGACCGAUGCCUAUGUGUCUCCGCCACGAAACUCCCUUCUAUCAGCAGCAAUUCCAUCUACUUCUCGCUGCCCAACUUCGACCCUGGUGUAGUGUAUUCUCUAAGCAGCGGGACAUUCGAGCGGACAUCAACGUAUGCCCUCAUACAUGACCUGAAGGAGAGGGUUCGGCCCUCUGUGCGGCCCUUCACCCUGGCCGAUCAUCUGACGACAUAUUGCCACCAUUUUGAGUGGUCAAAGGGACUUAUGUUUCAUGAGUACUAUGUUAUACCUUCGUCUUGGAAGGAAAUGUUGAGAAAAAUUACGUUACAGGACUGUGAAAUUCAAGUUUCAUGUGUGUGUGAAGAGAACGAAGUGGGAAGUUUGACGUCAAAGAAAAAGAACCUGGGAAUAACAGGACGCACACUUGCCUUACACUGGAAAUCGUCUCAUUCUGGAGCAUCUCCAGAAUUGAUAUUACUAGAGCAGAUUUCGUCCUAGGAUGGAAGAUGGGAGACUAGAACCCUGGGGGACCUGUCACACUAGCCAUUUCCCCUAGAAGAGCUCCCCAAAAUAAGGUCGCUGUGGUGACUGAGCUUAGGGAUCUGUAAUAAUAUCGUUAAGCCGGUGUUCUAUUAUGGCUUUGUUCUGCUGACUUUGAUGUGGUUGUUCUAUCAUGCUAGUGAGUAGGGCUAGAACUCAACCUUCGUGUCUGGAUUAAGACUAAUAUGUUUUGAGCUUAGUGAAACCGCCCUCGACUGUUCUAGUUCAGAUCAGCACUUUCGGA
Triticum dicoccoides is the source of this 2257-nucleotide messenger RNA. RefSeq lists its product as uncharacterized. Lineage: Eukaryota; Viridiplantae; Streptophyta; Magnoliopsida; Poales; Poaceae. The record is from RefSeq and is a predicted model, not a curated record. The coding region runs from base 535 to 1971 and encodes 478 amino acids. Gene Ontology annotation, molecular function: protein binding. The transcript has 3 exons.